Cyclocybe aegerita is the source of this 921-nucleotide messenger RNA. The record is from the annotation of a GenBank genome assembly. NCBI's taxonomy places the organism in Eukaryota, Fungi, Basidiomycota, Agaricomycetes, Agaricales, Hemipholiotaceae.
AUGUUGCGUCCUAUCCCCGCCCGUCACCUCGUCCGCACAAACUCGCCUUUCCACCAGACCAUCCGUUUGCUAUCUACUCCCCCACCUCCGCCCCAGAGCCGACCGCUCGACGGCAUCACCGUCGUCUCCCUUGAGCAAGCCAUCGCUGCCCCCUUCUGCACCAGGCAGCUCGCCGACCUCGGUGCACGCGUUAUCAAAGUCGAGCGGCCUCCUACAGGCGACUUCGCUCGCGCCUACGACACGCGAGUGAAAGGCCUGUCGUCGCACUUCGUCUGGACAAACCGUGGCAAGGAGUCGCUUGCCCUUGACCUCAAGAACACGCACGAUCUCACGGUCCUGAAGAAGCUCGUAGGGAAGGCGGACGUGCUCAGCAUGGUCGAGUGGAUGGGCUUCCCCUUGUACUACACGUACGCUGGUGCCCCGGGCCCACAGCUGAGCGGUGCAGCGCACGCUGCGAUCUAUCCGUACGGCCCAUUCAAGACACGCGACGGAGAGGUGAUGCUGGGGUUGCAGAACGAGCGUGAGUGGACGCGUUCCUGUGGCGGCGUCCUUGGCUGCCCAGAGCUUGCGUCUGACGCGCGGUUCGCGAGCAACGCGCUUCGAGUAAAAAAUCGGGAUGCGCUCAAGGUAAUCAUCGAGGAAGUGUUUGGCUCCUACUCGGCGCAAGAGGUCCUGGCGAGGCUGGACGAGGCAGAGAUCUCAAAUGCACGAGUGAAUGACAUGCAGGGCGUUUGGCGACACCCGCAGUUGGAGGCGCGUAAAAGGUGGACGCAGGUCCGGACAGAGAAAGGUAUGGUGCCUGCUUUGCUACCCCCGGGAUUUGUGCCAGAAGGAGAGGAGGGGCUAAGCGCGAGGAUGGAUGGGGUCCCGGCGCUGGGAGAGCACAAUGAGAAGAUAUUGAAGGAGCUAGGUGAGGUGUAG